UUUUGGUAAAUAGCCACGGCAGUCACUCCUUCACGCAAAAUUUUCCGGGCUCCGCCACCUGGGGCAAACUUUGUCAAGGAUGCUGGCAACAGAAGUGCAUCUAGCUGGCAGCCAACCCUCCUCUAAACCCUAGACUGAGCCAGCCCCAUCUCCUGUAUCCUGCGAGCCUUCCUCCUUUCUGAACUGCCCUGUGGCUUCUGUGGACUAACGACUCUCUUCAUAUUUUACCGGGGUUGACAAGUCUUGACCACUAUGGUGAGGUGGUUUCAUCCCAACAUCAACGGACUAGAGGCAGAGAAGCUGCUUCUGACCAGGGGAGUCCAUGGGAGCUUUCUGGCCCGGCCCAGUAAGAGCAAUCCAGGUGACUUCACGCUCUCCGUCAGGCGCAACGACGAGGUGACACACAUUAAGAUCCAAAAUACCGGUGACUACUACGACCUGUAUGGAGGGGAGAAGUUUGCCACGCUCGCGGAGCUGGUGCAGUACUACACGGAGCAGCAAGGGCUGCUGCGGGAGAAGAACAGCAAUGUCAUCGAGCUCAAGUACCCUCUGAACUGCCAGGACCCCACCUCAGAAAGGUGGUACCACGGACACCUGACGGGCAAGGAGGCAGAGAAGCUCUUGACUGAGAAAGGCAAACCGGGGAGCUUUCUGGUACGGGAAAGCCAGAGCAAACCAGGAGACUUUGUCUUAUCGGUGCUGACCAACGAAGAGAAGAUGGAGACGGGCGACCGGAAGCCUCGAGUGACUCACGUGAUGAUCCGCUACCAGCUGGAUGGGAAGUACGACGUCGGAGGAGGCGAGAGGUUCGACACACUCACGGACCUGGUGGAGCACUACAAGAAAAACCCCAUGGUGGAGAAAUCCGGAGCUGUGGUUCAUCUGAAACAGCCGUUUAACGCCACGCGCAUCAAUGCGGCCAACAUCGAAAACAGAGUGAAGGAGCUGAACAAAAUGGCAGAUCACAGCGAGAAGGCCAAGCAAGGGUUUUGGGAGGAGUUUGAGAUGCUGCAGCAGCAGGAGUGCAAGCUCCUGUACCCCAGGAAGGAAGGACAGCGCCUGGAAAACAAAGCCAAGAACCGCUACAAGAACAUCCUGCCCUUUGAUACCACGCGGGUGGCGCUCCGAGAGGUGGAUGAGAGCGUGCCAGGGUCUGACUACAUCAACGCCAACUACAUCAAGAGCAUUCUCGAAGAUGGAAGGAACUCGGAGCACUGCAAGGUGUACAUCGCCACCCAGGGCUGCCUGCAGACCACAGUGAACGACUUCUGGGCCAUGGUGUACCAGGAGAAUACCCACGUCAUUGUCAUGACGACUAAGGAAGUGGAGCGAGGCAGGAAUAAAUGCUACCGUUACUGGCCGGACAAGAACUGCACCAAAGAGUACGGCCACAUCUGCGUGCAAAACGUGAGCGAACGUGAAGCCCAGGGCUACUACCUCCGGGAGCUGGAGAUCUCACGGACAGACAGGCAUGAACAUCCCCGCCUGGUCAAGCAUUACCAAUACUUCAGCUGGCCGGACCAUGGCGUGCCCAAUGAGCCAGGGGGGGUUCUCAGCUUUCUGGACCAAGUGAACCGAGCACAGCGAAGCAUUCCAGACACCGGGCCGAUCAUCGUGCACUGCAGUGCUGGAAUAGGACGCACGGGCACCAUCAUCGUGAUCGAUAUUCUGGUGGACAUUAUUCACAGACAAGGGUUGGACUGUGACAUAGACAUCCCCAAGACCAUCCAGAUGGUGCGCCGGCAGCGCUCUGGCAUGGUGCAGACUGAGGCGCAGUACAAAUUCGUUUACAUGGCAGUGCAGCAGUACAUUGAGGCAGAGCAGAAGAGGCUAGAAGAGGAGCAGAGGAGUAAGGCAAAAGAGCGAGACUACUUGAAUAUUGGAUAUUCACCAAUGGAAAAAGGCAGAGCCAAGGCACAGCCCCCCUCACCCCGAGCCCAGUCCGCGGUUGACGACGACCCGGGCACAGUCUAUGAGAACCUGAACAUCAAGAGCCCAAGGGUUUCAGGAAUGAGCAACACAGGGCGAUAAAGGGACUGGAAGGAAAGCUGGAUGGAGGCCAUGCAGGAUUUACAAUGUUUACGUCCACACUUCCCCGGUUCUGCCGCUGCAGACAACGUCUCCUUCCUGCCUUAGUCUUGGCCUCCCUCACGUACCUUGGUUUCAGUGGGGCACACCAGCCCCAGCUCCCCCGGCCACAGAAGAAGGUGAAGCAAACACCUUAGGAACGUGCCUCGACCUAACUUAUUCCCAAGAAAGACCUUCUCAGCUUCCUGAAAAGCAUUUAGGCUGAUAUUUAUGCGCAAGUGCCUCCGGAUAUGUCCAUAGGGCGUGAAAGCUCUGUUUUCAUUUUUGUUUUUUUUAUUUAAGAUUUUUUUUUUUUUUUUUUAAACCAAGAAAAAAAUUGUUUUGUAAAAACUGAAGAUGACUCCUUUUUUUAGGAGCUUUCCCUGGGCUUGCCUGUGAAGGGUAUAUUCAGCAAGGUUGUUGCUAUACCUCCAGGCUUCAGCAGAUCCGUCCUCUCUAAGCCAGAAGUGCUUGCCUAGGUGAAGUUCAUCGCGAGGGACAGGGCGCCCAGCCUGGACCCAGGAACAGUCUAUGUAACAGUUGUAUGAAAUCUCCCCCACCACCAUUUGGCUGUUCCCGUCCUGUGCAGCUCUGCCAAAGCCCUGGGAGCAAUCCAUGCUACCGCUGUGUGCUGAUGGGAUGGCCUGGGGCAUGGACUUUUGCAUGCGUUGAGAGAGCAUCUAGCGGCUGCACAGCACCUGGAUAGGUUGCAAGACAGACAAGUGGUGAGGCAGGAUUAGACCUUUAGUCUUCAAUUAUGCCAGCGUGUACCACUUGAGCUAAAUGAAAUCCUCCCUUACUGGUGGAAGAAGUAGUCAGGAGUCGUGCAUCUGUAUGCUCAGCCAUCACUCAAGGGCAAUGCCUUACCCCUACACGCCCAUCCGCAGGCUGUUCAACUGAGCCCCAGGCUUGGAGCCAGGCACUUGCGAUUCCCACUCCCACUGCCUCACAGUAUGACCUGUCUCUGCUUCCCUCCCCUAUAUCUAUGUGCUGAGGCAAACGCUGUGUAUACCAAAUAGGUUUGCUCCAGGGACGGCUUAGUAUUUGUACAGAAUAGUGAAGGAGGAGGGAAAAAGGAGGAAAGCUCUCUCAGUUUGGAGUAUUAGUAUUCCAGCUCCAUCAAAUGCAUCUCAGUUUUGACUGGCGCCACUUCCUGCUCUCCGAGACCUGGGAUUGCAAGCCGCUCUACCAAAGAACCUCCUUUCUGCGAGACUCCUCGCGACGGGAAAAUGCUCUGCAAGGAGCCUGGGGUCCGCCUGCCAGCGUCUAAGCCUGGAGACCUUGCAUGGAGCAGAUUUUAAUGGGGGGGUGGG
Molecule: messenger RNA, 3380 nt
Organism: Gavialis gangeticus (Gharial)
Lineage: Eukaryota; Metazoa; Chordata; Crocodylia; Gavialidae
Product: tyrosine-protein phosphatase non-receptor type 11-like
Exons: 16
Coding region: 253-2031 (592 amino acids)
Biological process (GO): protein dephosphorylation
Molecular function (GO): protein tyrosine phosphatase activity
Source: RefSeq, a predicted model, not a curated record